GUGGUGAGCUGCGCAUGUCUAAAGGGUGGAGGUGCGCUUGAAAAGGCGGCGCACUGCGGGGGUGGGGCUUCGGGGACUUCAGGCUGUCUCUACUGAGCUCUACCUGUCUGUGAGAAUGGCGGGUAGGGGGAAGCUAAUUGCGGUGAUCGGAGACGAGGACACAGUUACUGGCUUCCUCCUGGGCGGCAUAGGGGAGCUUAACAAGAACCGCCACCCUAAUUUCCUGGUGGUGGAGAAGGAUACAACCAUCAAUGAGAUCGAAGACACUUUCCGGCAGUUUCUAAACCGGGAUGACAUCGGCAUUAUCCUCAUCAACCAGUACAUCGCAGAGAUGGUGCGGCACGCGCUCGACGCCCACCAGCGCUCCAUCCCAGCCGUCCUGGAGAUCCCGUCCAAGGAGCACCCCUAUGAUGCUGCCAAGGACUCCAUCCUGCGCCGGGCCCGGGGCAUGUUCACAGCCGAAGACCUGCGCUAGGGCCCUCCCUACAGCCAGGCAGCUCCUCCCCAGGCUUGCCCUCAGUCCUUCUGUGAGUUUUGAGCCUCUGAUUUCCAAUUCCCGUGCCCCUGCCCACUCCAUUAAGAGGCUAGGUGAGCUGCUUCCAGGUUGCUGGGGCUCUGCCAUUAAAGCCAAGGCUGGUUAGGGAACAGGAAGCCUGAGUGUCUUCUCUCCACCACCUCUUCCCUGUGCUGUUACACGGUGUCAUUGUUGAUGUUAAAUUAAAGUAACGUUAUUGUUUCUCUCCAAA
Molecule: messenger RNA, 746 nt
Organism: Puma concolor (puma)
Lineage: Eukaryota; Metazoa; Chordata; Mammalia; Carnivora; Felidae
Gene: ATP6V1F
Product: ATPase H+ transporting V1 subunit F
Biological process (GO): proton transmembrane transport
Cellular component (GO): membrane; proton-transporting V-type ATPase, V1 domain
Molecular function (GO): proton-transporting ATPase activity, rotational mechanism
Source: RefSeq, a predicted model, not a curated record